This is a messenger RNA of Gadus morhua (Atlantic cod), 5655 nucleotides long. RefSeq names its product lysine demethylase 5Bb (gene kdm5bb). Gene Ontology annotation, molecular function: histone H3K4me/H3K4me2/H3K4me3 demethylase activity; DNA binding. The record is from RefSeq and is a predicted model, not a curated record. Gene Ontology annotation, cellular component: chromatin; nucleus. Bases 174 to 4841 code for a protein of 1555 amino acids. Gene Ontology annotation, biological process: regulation of DNA-templated transcription; chromatin remodeling. The transcript is spliced from 28 exons. NCBI's taxonomy places the organism in Eukaryota, Metazoa, Chordata, Actinopteri, Gadiformes, Gadidae.
UUCAGCUCACAGUGCGUGGAUGUGUGUGUGAGCAGCUUCUCGUGUUGAUGUCUGCUGAGAGAUACUGACGGGGGGAAGGUAAAGAUUGGAGGGACCCUUUGGGAAUAAUACGAACGAGUAUAUACUUUGGAGCAAGUUUUGCUCAUCUGGGUCGUCCGCUUUGAUCCAUAACGAUGUCCCGACCUCGGACGGACGAGUUCAAGCCGCCUCCGGAGUGCCCGGUCUUCGAGCCCAGCUGGGAAGAAUUCGGCGAUCCGUUCGCUUUCAUCAACAAAAUCCGUCCAAUCGCUGAAAAAACUGGCAUCUGUAAAGUCCGCCCGCCUCCGGGAUGGCAACCGCCGUUUGCCUGUGACGUUGACAGACUUCACUUCGUUCCUCGGAUCCAGAGGCUAAACGAGCUAGAGGCACAGACCAGAGUGAAGCUCAACUUCUUGGACCAAAUCGCCAAAUUCUGGGACCUACAGGGAUGUCCUUUGAAGAUUCCUCACGUGGAGAGGAAGAUUUUAGAUCUAUACCGACUAAAUAAGCUGGUGGCAGACGAGGGCGGGUUCGACCUGGUCUGCCGGGACCGGCGCUGGACCAAGAUCGCUCUCCAGAUGGGCUUCGCCCCGGGCAAGGCCAUCGGCUCACACCUACGAGCGCACUACGAGAAGGUCCUUUACCCCUACAAUCUGUUCCAGAGCGGGGCAAACCUCCUGGCCUCAGAGCCAGCUGCCAAAGUGACACGUUUGGAUGCUGAUCCCGAAUAUGAAAAGUACAUGCUGAAGCCCACCCUGGCGGCGGACAGCCAGGCCUCCAAGGAUCUCAUGGCCCACGACGCGCCCCCGAGAGACCCCCAGCAGCCUGAGAGGGGCUGCCCCAACGCCUACGGAGCCAAGCACUUGAAAUCGGAGGGUGUUCAGAUGAAGACCGAACCAGGCGAGGGUUGUGACAACAGGCCUAACCUACGGCGGAGGAUGGGUUCCUUUGUUGCCAAACCGGAACCUGAGAAAGAGCAUGCUAUUACUGUGAAACAAGAGCCAGUGGAAGUAAAAGAGCCAGUGAUUGAAGCAGAUAAAAUAAAGUCCCGCUACAAGAAAAACCUACCUCCGGUUCCUCUGAUUCCCCCCAGCCCGGGACGCGUCCACCCCGUGCAGGUGGACCUGGUGGUGUGUCUGGUGUGCGGCAGCGGGGCGGACGAAGACCGCCUGCUGCUCUGUGACGGCUGCGACGACAGCUACCAUACCUUUUGCCUCAUCCCCUCCCUCCAGGAUGUACCCAAGGGAGACUGGAGGUGCCCCAAAUGUCUGGCUCAGGAAUGCAGCAAACCUCAGGAGGCCUUUGGCUUCGAGCAGGCGUACAGGGACUACUCGCUGCGUGCGUUCGGGCAAAUGGCAGACGCCUUCAAGUCAGACUACUUCAACAUGCCCGUGCACAUGGUGCCGACAGAGCUGGUGGAGAAGGAGUUCUGGCGCCUGGUGGGCGCAAUCGAGGAGGACGUGACCGUGGAGUACGGCGCCGACAUCGCCUCCAAGGAGUUUGGGAGCGGGUUCCCCAUCCCCAACGGGCGCUUCAAGGUGUCCCCAGCAGACGAGAAAUACCUCAAGUGUGGCUGGAACCUCAACAACAUGGCGAUGAUGGACCCGUCGGUGCUGACGCACGUCACCGCCGACAUCUGCGGCAUGACGCUGCCCUGGCUCUACGUGGGCAUGUGCUUCUCCUCCUUCUGCUGGCACAUCGAGGACCACUGGAGCUACUCCAUCAACUACCUGCACUGGGGAGAACCCAAGACGUGGUAUGGUGCGCCGGGCUCCGCUGCUGAGCAGCUGGAAGCGGUGAUGAAGAAGCUUGCCCCGGAGCUGUUCGACUCCCAGCCCGACCUCCUGCACCAGCUGGUCACCAUCAUGAACCCCAACACCCUCAUGGCCCACGGGGUCCCGAUCUACAGGACAAACCAGUGUGCCGGGGAGUUUGUGGUCACUUUUCCCAGGGCCUACCACAGUGGCUUCAACCAGGGCUUCAACUUUGCCGAGGCGGUCAACUUCUGCACCACGGACUGGAUGCCUCUGGGCCGACAGUGUGUGGACCACUACCGCCUGCUGAACCGCUACAACGUCUUCUCCCACGACGAGAUGGUCUGCAACAUGGCCUCCAAGGCGGGCACGCUGGACGUGGUGCUGGCGUCGGCAGUGCACCGCGACAUGGCCCUCAUGAUCCGCGAGGAGAAGGCGCUGAGGGACGCGGUCAAGAAACUGUCCUCUGUCGUCUGGCGUCCUCAGGGAGUGUCGCGGUGCCAGGAGGCCAAGUACGACCACCUGCAGGACGACGAGCGCCAGUGCGUCAAGUGCCGGACCACCUGCUACCUGUCUGCGGUCACCUGCCCCUGCAGCCCGGGGGUCCUCGCCUGCCUGCACCACAUCCACGACCUCUGCCCGUGUCCCGUCUCCAACUACACACUGAAUUACAGGUUCACACUGGACGACCUUUACCCCAUGAUGACGGCGGUCAAACACCGAGCAGAGCUGUAUGAUGAUUGGGCCUCUCGCGUGGCCGAGACACUCGACGCCAGGCUGGAGAAGAAGAAGGGUCUGAGCGUCUUUCGCUCCCUCGUCUCUGAGUCGGACUCAAACAUCUUCCCCGACAACGACCUCCUCUUCAGGCUGCAGCUGGUCACCAAGGACGCAGAGAAAUGCUCCUCGGUGGCACAGCAGCUUCUGGGCGGCAAGCGGCAGACCAGGUUUCGGUGUGGGGGUAAAUCCCAGAGUCUGCUGACGGUGGAGGAGCUGAGGUCGUUUGUGAGACAGCUAUACAACCUUCCCUGUAGCCUCACCCAAGCACCGCUGCUAAAGAAACUCCUGAACGACAUCGAGGACUUCCAGCAGCACAGCGAGAAGGUCCUCUCCGAGGCCGUGUCCAGCGUGGUGGAGAUCCAGGGCCUGCUGGACGUCAGCUUCGACUUCGACGUGGAGCUGCCGGAGCUGCCCUGUCUGCGGGUGAAGCUGGAGCAUGCGCGCUGGCUGGAGGGGGUGCAACAGGCCACCGGCCGGCCCUCCACCCUCACCCUGGAGGCCAUGAGGAGGCUCAUCGACCAGGGGCUGGGCCUGGCCCCCCACCCAUCGGUGGAGAAGGCCAUGGCCCGCCUGCAGGAGCUGCUCAGCGUGGCUGAACACUGGGAGGACAAGGCGGGCAGCCUCCUCAGAGCCAGUCCCCCCCACCCCAUAGAGACCCUCAGCGCUGCGGCUGAGAAGGCGUCUGCCAUCCCGGCUCAGCUGCCCAACUGUCUCCUGCUCAAGGCCUCGAUCAGGACCGCCAGAGAGUGGCUGCAGGAGGCGGAGGAGCAGCAGGCUGGAGGCACCGUGCCCACGGCAGACGCGCUGGCCGACAUGGUGCUCCGGGGCCAGGCCAUCCAGGUCCAUCUGGAGCCCCUGGAGAGAUUCAGGUCCUUGUCGGCAGAAGUGCAGGAAUGGAAGGAGUCGGCGGCCUCCAUGCUUCUGAAGAAAGACUCCCCCUUCACUCUACUGGAGAUUCUAUGUCCGAGAUUUGAGGUCGGAAGCGUAGGUUCUCCGAAGAGGAAGCCCAAGAAGGCUUCCCAGCAGCCUGGCAAGAAGAAAACGGUACCACUUGACUCUCUGGCUGACAUCGAGAAAGCUCUCUCAGAGUCCAAGGAUUCAUCCUCUGCUGCCGCCACCCUGGAGGAGCUGCGCCUCCGGGAGAUGGACGCCCUCGCCGCUCUCCGGGCGCACAACGAGUCCAAGCUGCUGCCCUCGGGCGACUGCAUGGAGCUCACGGUGUGCCUGUGUCACAAGACGCCCAUGGGCGCCAUGCUGCAGUGCGAGCUCUGCCGCGACGCCUUCCACAGCGUGUGCGUGCGGGACCCGGGCGGGAGCCCCGCGGAGCGGCCGUGGCUCUGUCCGCCCUGCCGCCGCUCGGAGGCGCCGCCCAUGGCCGAGGUCCUCUCCCUGCUGGCGGCGCUGGAGCGCACGCGGGUGCGCCUGCCCGAGGCCGACGCCCUCCACUUCCUGGUGGAGCGGGCGGUGAGCUGGCAGCACCGCGCGCGGCAGACCUCGGACGAGCUCCGCCUCCAAGAGAUGCAGGAGGGCCCCGGGACUCCGCCCGUCCUGACCCGCUGGGCCUCGGGGAGCACCACGGCCGACAGCAACGCCCAGGCUCCGUACCUCACGCCCGAGUGGAACAAGACCAGCCUCCCGCAGACGGUCUUCUACACGGAGCAGAAGUGCAUCCCCCUGCAGGGUCUGAGUAGGGAGCUGGAGGAGCUGAUGGUGGAGGGCCUUCUGCUGCCGGUGUCGCUGCCCGAGACCCAGGACCUCUACCACGUCCUGCUGCAACGGCCCCUGAGCCCGCCCCCAGCCGGGUGCCUGUCUCCACCACUGGACGACUCCAGCGACUGCACCGAACACCUCCAGCUCAGCAGCCAGGAGAAGACUCUGUCGUGGGCCGAGGACGAGGACGGCAGCGCGCUCAGCGCCUCCGAGAAGACGGGCAAGCGGCAUCUGGCGAGGGAGGGCGUGAAGGCAGAGGGCCGGCCGGGGAAGGACAAGAAGCCCCACUACAAGAGGCAGAAGAUGAACAAGGACAAGAGCCUGGAGCGCCGGGCGGCCUCCACCUCCUCGUCCCCGCGCUCAGACUUCUCCCAGUCGGACGACUCGGACGAGGAGAUGUCCGAGUGUCCUGCGGAGAGCUGCCAGCAGCCAGAGGGAGACGAGGUGGACUGGGUCCAGUGUGACGGGCGCUGUAACCAGUGGUUCCACCAGGUGUGCGUCGGCGUGACGACCGAGCUGGCGGAGAAGGAGGACUACGUUUGCGUGGGCUGUACGAUAGACGAUGGACACCUGAGGCAAUGAGGGGAGAUCUUAACGACGUGGACAAUUAAUGACCUUUUACGAGCCACCUCGUCACACGACUCUCCGUCAGAUCUCUCUGUAACAACGGUGCUAUCCUCUCCGAUUUGACUCCUACUGGCCGAGAACGCAACGGUUCACUUUGUUUUUGUAUUUUUACAUAUAUAUAUAUAUAUAUAUUAUAUAUAGUUCUUUCUUCAUAUGAAAUGUUGUGGUUAACAAAAUGAUAAAAAAAAAAAAUACAGGAUGUCGUUGUGUGCUGCAUGAGAUUCCCUCUGUGUGAAGGAGUCUUAACUAAAGUAAUGCACCGUGUCAAGAUUUUGGAGCGUAGUCGAACCUUCUAUGGAACCGCGUCGCAUGCAUAAACACAAAAGGGGUGAAAUGUUUAGCGAUUUUCAUCCCCUUUCCCCUUAAAAAAUGAAUAAUUACUAAUGUUUUCGUUAUUUUAACCCCUGGUGUUUAGUACAUGCAUCUUCUAUGAUUAUUUCUGUUUUUUGUAGAAUAGAUUUAUUUAUCUGAGCAAUAAUGUUUGUCUGAUUUGACCUAGCUUGAUCCUGCUGGACUGUCGGGGUGCUUUAGCGACGGUGUGUGAGAGUGUAUGUGUCCGUGUGUGUGAGUGUGAUGUACAGAAAAGCUCAAAGUUGGCUGGCAGCUGUGAAGAGAUAUCUCGGCAGGCUGAAGAAAAUAAACUGCAUACAGUUACUGCCACAGCAUGCGAUCUGGUUAAGGGCAGCCUACCCCUUGGGAAAGAUUUUCGGUAGUUAAAGACGUUGCGGGUUUUUAUCGUGGAAUAAAAUACGUUUUGUUCUACAAAGUC